This is a messenger RNA of Populus trichocarpa (black cottonwood), 2109 nucleotides long. RefSeq names its product triose phosphate/phosphate translocator, chloroplastic. The record is from RefSeq and is a predicted model, not a curated record. NCBI's taxonomy places the organism in Eukaryota, Viridiplantae, Streptophyta, Magnoliopsida, Malpighiales, Salicaceae. The coding region runs from base 406 to 1653 and encodes 415 amino acids. Gene Ontology annotation, cellular component: membrane; Golgi apparatus. Gene Ontology annotation, biological process: transmembrane transport. Gene Ontology annotation, molecular function: antiporter activity. The transcript is spliced from 12 exons.
UUUAAGAGGGAAAAUUUAGGUAAAAGACAAAAGAAUCAAAACGCCUGUGGCUCUCGAAACAGUUUUGCUUUGUCUACAUGUUCCUGAAGUGCAUGAGCUACGCAGGCAGUUCCUGAAAAUAUCAACGAAGUUAGUUUCAUUUAAAUUGUUAAGAAAGAUCAUUAAAUACCGAAAUCCACAAUCUCUCUCUCUCUCCCUCUCUCUCUGAUAUCUCCGCUCCUUAAACUAAAAGAAAAGGAAAUCCCUCGAUUUCAACGUUCUAGUACUCCUGUUUUCACUUUCAAGUCGGAACCAAUCAACUUCUUGUAAGUUAUAACUCUGUCUCUCUGCUGCUGCUGUAAAACAAUUAAAAAGAAGGAGAAGAAGAAGAAGAAAAAUCUCCUAUUGCGAUCCAUUGUUUCUGCUAUGGCUUCUACGAUUACAACAAACUCAAUUCAGUCUCCAAGCAAUGCUUCUCGACUCUCUUCACUCUACUUGUCGCGUAACAGAAUCUCGCCGAAUAAUGUUUUAUUCAAAACCCCAUCACAGUCGCUGCUUGCCACUAAAGCCAAGCGCUUCGCCUUCUCGCCGUUUCCGGAGAAUAGGAAAUCUCUGGUCGCCAAGACGUUGAGUUUCCCCGGUUGGACUCAACAGAUUAGGCUAACAAGUUCCGUUGUUGUAAAGGCUGCUGCUGAUGCUGAAGGGCAUGCGGAGCCUGCCAAAAGCUUUGGUGAGAGAUUUCCUGCUUUAGUUACAGGUUUCUUUUUCUUUACCUGGUACUUCUUAAAUGUCAUCUUCAAUAUACUCAACAAGAAGGUCUAUAAUUAUUUCCCAUAUCCAUACUUUGUUUCUGUUGUUCAUCUACUGGUUGGGGUGGUAUAUUGUCUUGUUUCUUGGGGUGUUGGCCUACCGAAACGUGCACCAAUCGAUAAGGAGCUCCUGGCACUUUUGACUCCAGUUGCUUUCUGCCAUGCCCUUGGACAUGUCAUGUCCAAUGUAUCAUUCGCUGCUGUUGCUGUGUCUUUCACACACACCAUCAAAGCUCUAGAGCCAUUCUUCAGUGCUGCUGCUUCUCAAUUUGUGCUGGGCCACCAGAUUCCCUUGUCCCUGUGGUUAUCAUUGGCCCCAGUAGUUAUCGGUGUAUCAGUGGCAUCACUGACUGAACUUUCUUUCAACUGGACUGGGUUCAUUAGUGCAAUGAUUUCAAAUAUAGCAUUUACCUACCGAAGUAUUUACUCAAAAAAAGCAAUGACUGGCAUGGACAGCACAAAUGUGUACGCUUACAUUUCAAUCAUUGCUCUCUUGGUUUGCAUUCCACCAGCUGUUCUGAUUGAAGGCCCUCAGUUGAUGCAACAUGGUUUCAGGGAUGCGAUUGCCAAAGUGGGAUUAGUCAAAUUUUUGUCUGACCUCUUUUGGAUUGGGAUGUUUUAUCAUCUGUACAACCAGGUUGCCACAAACACAUUGGAAAGGGUUGCACCGCUUACACAUGCCGUUGGAAAUGUAUUGAAGCGAGUUUUUGUAAUUGGGUUCUCCAUUGUAGUAUUCGGCAAUAGAAUCUCCACUCAGACCGGGAUUGGAACAGCAAUAGCCAUUGCAGGUGUUGCCAUCUACUCUCUAAUUAAGGCCAACAUGGAAGAACAAAAUCGGAAGGCUGAUAUAACUCAUGCAUCCUAAAGAAACAGUACUGUUGGGCUAACUGAAAAUGCAGAGCCCAGCCUACGAAGAGCGGAAUAAGGUAGAUCUUUGCGUUGAAUCGUCCGAGCCGAAUUAGUGGAUGUUGGAAUUUGAAAGAAGUAAAGUUUUACAUAGAUGUUUUGCGGCGUUUAGAAAUAGUGAAAAGAAUAAGAUCGACUCUCAUACGAACUGGCGCUGAUGUUUACCUUUUUCUGUAAUGGUAAUUUGGCACAUGUAACGGAAAAGAAUAUGAAGCUGAGACAGUGGCAUGGCCGAAGCCUUCUCAACUCAAUUCCUCGCCUGCCCAAUGAAUCUUCAUGCUACAUUCUCAAAUCCGUGGAGUAACAUCUUGAAGGUGCACCAACUCUAUCCAUAUAUUUUGAUUUUUCGAAACUUCCCCUGAUAUAAAAGAACUCUUAUAUGUGAUUCAUGACAAAGUCCAGUUAAGUUUUUUUC